GGGGAAGACUCCCCUAGUCACGAUCCACUUCCAACUUUCAAGACCUACCCUCAAAUCAAACCGAAAUUUCCACCUCAGUUGAAUCCACGUGACUUGAUAGUAACGAAAAAAUCUCAGGACGAAUCUUUACCGCCCAUUAUCUCUCGGGUACCCAAUGCUUUCAUCAUUUAUCGCAAGCAAUUCGUAAAAAGCGCUCGUGAACAAGGGUAUUUCCUACCGAUGACCGUGAUUUCUUCCAUGGCUUCGGCAUCUUGGGAGAAUGAGGAAGAAGAGGUAAAACUCGAGUACAAGAGAAUAGCGAAAGAGGUUUUGAAAUGCAAAAAGGAGAUGUACCCCAAGAUAAGUAAUAGGAAAAGAAAGGAUCGAUGGAAUAUUGUUCAGUAUCGUCCUAGGUCUUUGAAGAACGGUGGAAGGGGAACAAGUUUGAAGAAAGAGAAAGAACAAAAUGUUAUUGGUGCGAAUGGUAAAGGCAACAAUACCCUUGGGAACGAGAUCGACUGGUCGAUAUACCUGACUCCAUCCCUCUCCGAGUCAACUUCUUCGUUAUCGUCGCUAUCGUCAAUAUCAUCGCCGACAUUCGGUUUGGCGCACCAAGAUCACAUGAUCUCAGAUGUCAUGUUGGAAUUUUUCAAUAAUUCCGGCUGCCGCAACGACAAGAACGAUGUCACCGUUUCAUCAGGCCCAUUAGACUUCGAACGUUUGACCCCGACGUCCGCAUAUUCGAGUCCGGUGCAGUCGAAUGACUCGGCUGCGGUCAAUCGUAAGGGCGGUGCCGAAUCAAGUCUCAAUGGGUCCGAGACCCAUGACACAAAAAGAUCGAGAGGAGACGAUGAUGCAAGCCAACAAAGUCCAAUUGAUCUUAACAACUUUGAAUUUACUGAUGACUCUGAACGUCAAAAAUUCGAAGAACUUUAUAAUUCACACCAAAAUUUAUCUGAUGUUGGUCUGGAUUUUGGGAUUCCAGGUGAAUUUUUGAACCUAUUGCCGGAUGACACUGUUUCCGGCUUAAACAAUGAAUAUUUCGAUAGCGCAUACGGCGAGUUCAAUAACAUGAACAAUGAAUUUUAUAACCUCCAUGAGGAUUCUUUUAACAAUAGCUAUGCUAACGAAAAUAUGGACGAACACGGUACUCUCGGCGGUGACCUAAAUUUUCAUUUCUCUGAUUCGUUGGGAAUUUACAGGCACAACGAUAUAUAG
This is a messenger RNA of Acaulospora colombiana, 1197 nucleotides long. Lineage: Eukaryota; Fungi; Glomeromycota; Glomeromycetes; Diversisporales; Acaulosporaceae. The record is from the annotation of a GenBank genome assembly.